UCGCGGAGAAUUCGCCAUUUCUGAUUACUUAUAUUUUUCUGGCUACCACUUGUCCCAAAAUAUCUGGCAACCCUGAUUCUAACUCUGACCUUUAGGGUUUGGCUUAGGAUAUGGUUUUCAAUAAAAUUGACUUUGGUUUUGGGUUUAGGAGCACAUAAUUAUUUUGAUGAUAUGGAUGAAGUUUUUCAUAUAAAUACUUGCCCGGAUGCUUCAGAAGCCAUUAAAAACUGUGAAAAUGUUAAUAGUGUUCAUCUCAGUUGCUCCAAUGAAAAUACAGAAUUGCAUAUGCGUCAUCGAUCAGACAAUCCAGAAGAAUACAAUAGCAAUGUUUCAAAUAUUGCUGAAUCUGUAUUAAAAGUUAUUCGUGGUGUAGGGGAGGAUCCAAAUCGUGAAGGACUAUUAAAAACACCAGAGAGAUUUGCAAAAGCAAUGCUGUUUUUUACCAAAGGAUACACUGAAAACCUUCAGGAUGUUGUGAACGGAGCAGUGUUUAAUGAGGAUCACGAUGAACUUGUUAUAGUAAAAGAUAUUGAUUUUUUUUCUAUGUGCGAGCAUCAUUUAGUUACAUUUUAUGGCAAAGUCCAUGUUGGGUAUUUACCAAAUAAGAAAGUAAUUGGAAUUAGUAAAAUUGCAAGAAUUGUAGAAAUAUUUAGUCGAAGACUUCAAGUUCAAGAGAGACUAACCAAGCAAAUUGCACUAGCUUUAUUUGAGGCUGUGAGUCCUUCUGGUGUUGGUGUUGUUAUUGAAGCUUGUCACAUGUGUAUGGUAAUGAGAGGUGUUCAAAAAGUUGGAGCUUCUACUGUGACUAGUUGUAUGCUAGGAGCAUUUCGAGAUGACCCAAAAUCUCGUAAUGAGUUUCUCACAUUAAUUCGAAACAAGUAAAGUUUUGAAUCAUUUUUCAAUGCGAAUCUGUUUUUUCACCUAGAAUUUGAGAAGUUUUUAAUAACCAUAGACUUUCUACCAACGACAUUUUUAGAAUUUAGUGUUCUGAUCGUAAUUUUUCUAGCAUUUUCAAAUUGUAGUUA
This is a messenger RNA of Hydra vulgaris (swiftwater hydra), 1025 nucleotides long. Lineage: Eukaryota; Metazoa; Cnidaria; Hydrozoa; Anthoathecata; Hydridae. The record is from RefSeq and is a predicted model, not a curated record.